GUUGAGCCCAUCUGGCACUCUCUCCCCCACAUCCCCAUGCCAUGCAGCUACUUCAACCACGUCACUCGCUCUGCCACUCCCACACAACGCUCCCUCAAUUGGAAACUGCCGAUUUAUUCCAUUCCCACCUGAAUCAACCCGCCAUGAAGCUAAAUCGCCUUAGCAACGGCGUUUUGAGGCCUUUACUCAAACACUUGGCGACCUCAAGAACAUUCUCCUCCUCCUCUACUUCAGCAUCCUCUGUUCCCAAAUGGGAUGGCGGUGUAUCAAUGGUUCAAGGAGCCUCAAGAGGGAUUGGCCUUGAAUUUGUUAGACAGUUGUUAGAGACAAGGGAUGAAGGAUAUGUUGUUGCAACAUGCCGUAAUCCUAGUGCUGCAACAGGGCUAAUGGAAUUGAAAAAUAAGUUCAUUGAAAGGCUUGACAUACAGAGGUUGGAUGUAACAAUUGAAAGCACUAUGGAGGAAACAGCUAAUGCUGUCAGAAACAAAUAUGGCUCUCUAAACCUUCUUAUCAAUACAUCCGGAAUUCUCUCAAUACCUGAUGUUCUGCAUCCAGAAACUACAUUGAGCAAAGUGCAACAGUCGUCCUUGCUUCUUGCAUAUGAAGUUAAUGCUGUCGGUCCUAUUCUGGUCACCAAGCACAUGUGGCCUUUGCUGAAGGUUGGAGGUGGCUCUGGGACUGAAAGAGAGGUUGCUGUUGUGGCAAACUUAAGUGCCAGAGUAGGAUCAAUUGGAGAUAAUCGACUUGGAGGUUGGCACUCAUAUCGUGCAUCAAAGGCAGCACUUAAUCAGUUGACGAAGACAAUGUGUGUGGAAUUUGCUCGUAGAAAAGAUCCACUUAUAUGCCUGCUCUUGCAUCCUGGGACAGUCGAUACAGAUCUCUCGAGACCAUUUCAGAGAAAUGUUCCAGAAGACAAGCUUUUCUCCAAAGAGUUCUCAGUGCAGAAACUGUUGAGCAUCAUUAAUAAUGCAAAGAACCCUGAUAAUGGCAAAUUUUUUGCCUGGGAUGGUUCAGAAAUCUCCUGGUAAUUCAGCUAACAGAUACAAAAAUUACAAUUACCUUUUGGUUCCUAUGAGCGGAAUGAAUUGAGAGGGGGGAGGGGAGACGGGGUGCAAACAUGCGCCAUGUUGAAGUAGCUCGUGUUUGGUUGUAUUGUUUACCAAGUUACUAGUGCUCGAGAGUUUUUACUUUUUACACGAAUGAUGUUACUGUUGCAAAUUUUAAUCAAUAUAUUCAUUCCUAUUUUUGUCU
Molecule: messenger RNA, 1251 nt
Organism: Coffea eugenioides
Lineage: Eukaryota; Viridiplantae; Streptophyta; Magnoliopsida; Gentianales; Rubiaceae
Exons: 6
Coding region: 42-1028 (328 amino acids)
Source: RefSeq, a predicted model, not a curated record